Serpula lacrymans var. lacrymans S7.9 is the source of this 3006-nucleotide messenger RNA. RefSeq lists its product as uncharacterized. Gene Ontology annotation, molecular function: pyridoxal phosphate binding; mevalonate kinase activity; ATP binding. Gene Ontology annotation, cellular component: cytoplasm. Gene Ontology annotation, biological process: isoprenoid biosynthetic process; 'de novo' L-methionine biosynthetic process; transsulfuration. The record is from RefSeq and is a predicted model, not a curated record. The transcript has 9 exons. Bases 1 to 2784 code for a protein of 927 amino acids. NCBI's taxonomy places the organism in Eukaryota, Fungi, Basidiomycota, Agaricomycetes, Boletales, Serpulaceae.
AUGGCCCCUUCCAUUGACCCAAAAUUCAAAGCUGACAGUGCUCUCCAUGAUCUGCCCACUCCAGAGCCCGAGUCACCUUACAGACCUCGCCAGCCUUACCGUUUCUCCACACUUUGUGCUACUGUCGAAAACCCAUCGCAAAAGGACCAGUAUGGGUCGAGUUCCGUGCCCAUCUAUCAGACAGCAACGUUCAAGGGGAUUGGGGCAGAGUAUGAUUAUUCCAGGAGUGGUAAUCCCACCAGGAGCCACUUAGAGCAUCAUAUCGCAAAGAUAUCAUCUGCUGCGCAUGCUUUCGCCGUUUCGUCAGGAAUGGCUGCUUUGGAUAUCAUCCUUCGUCAGCUCAAACCGGGAGACGAAGUUAUCGCAGGUGAUGACUUGUACGGUGGUACCAAUCGCUUGCUUGGUUACCUCAAGGCCCAUGGUGGCGUUACCGUUCAUCAUGUUGAUACCACCAAGCCUUCUAGCCUCUUGGAGUACAUCAAGGCUGGAAAGACAGCUAUGGUUCUCCUGGAGAGCCCAACGAACCCCUUGCUCAAGAUUUGCGAUCUUGCGACCAUCUCGGCCAAUGUCAAGGAACGUGCCCCGGAUGCCGUUAUCGUGGUAGACAACACCAUGAUGAGCCCUUAUUUGCAGCGGCCGUUGGAACAUGGCGCAGACAUCGUAUACGACAGUGCAACCAAGUAUCUCAGUGGACAUCAUGACUUGAUGGCUGGUGUGAUAACCUGUAAUAGAGAGGACCUAGCUAAACAAAUGGGUUUCAUUAUCAAUUCAGCGGGCAAUGCAUUGACGCCGUUUGACUGUUUCCUCUUGCUUCGUGGCAUUAAAACGCUUGCUAUCCGAAUGGACCGCCAGCAGUCAACAGCAAUGCAAGUAGCCAACAUGCUCGAUCGUCUAGGCUUUAAGGUGCACUACCCAGGACUUGCGAGUCAUCCUGAUCGAGAGGUGCACGAAAGAAUUGCAGACGGCUACGGUGCGGUUCUCAGCUUCACCACCGGCGACAAAGCGCUCAGCGAGCGAAUCGUCGGCGCUACGAGGCUAUGGGGCAUUAGUGUCAGCUUUGGCUGUGUGAAUUCAUUGAUAAGUAUGCCUUGUGUGAUGUCUCAUGCAUCGAUUGAUCCUGCCACCCGUGCUGCUCGUGGAUUACCCGAGGACCUCAUUCGUCUAUGUGUCGGUAUUGAAGACCCAGCCGACCUUUUAGAUGACCUUGAACGUGCGCUACUUGAAGCUGGCGCUAUCACGCUUUCUGCAGGUGCAGAUGAGCACAGAUAUGUACGUGCCUCCCAUCCCAGCGAAGGAUCCGCGAUCAGUCGUGCGGUAGAGAAACUUGCCUUCAACGAUGCAGCUGGACUCGGAUACAUGAAAGAACGUCAUCAGGAGGAUAGAGAGUGGUUUGUCAGUGCUCCUGGAAAGGUGAUAUUGUUCGGAGAGCAUGCUGUUGUGCACGGGGUUACUGCUAUCGCGGCAUCUGUCGACCUUCGUUGCUAUGGUCUAACUACACCCCGACAUGAUGGAAAGGUAUCAGUUCAUUUCAUCGACAUCGAUAAUUUCAAGCAUGCUUGGGAAGUGGAUGAUUUACCAUGGGAAGCUGUCACUCCUGUCGGCGUGGGCGGUGAACAUCCAGAAUCUCUCGAUCUCAAACUCGUCGAAGCCAUCACAUCGCGUGCGCUGCCAAGCUCGAUACCACCCAAAGCCAAACAAGCUUCCACUGCCUUUUUGUAUAUGUACAUGGUCCAGGCUCACGGCGGUGUGAGACCGUCCUUCAAUUUCUCCGCUCGUGCUACUCUACCUAUCGGCGCAGGCCUAGGUUCCUCCGCCUCUUUCUCUGUUUGUGCAGCUACUGCACUUCUCCUCCUUCAUCAACGCAUCUCGAUCCCUCCUCUGCCUCCCCCCACGCGUGAAGGACGUCCUGGCGAGCCUGGCCAUAUCCACGUUUCUCAUCAAGGUCGUCGCGCCAUUGAACCUAAAAUCGCGGAAGAGGUCAAUCGCUGGGCAUUUGUCGCAGAGAAAAUUUUGCAUGGGAAUCCCAGUGGUGUAGACAAUUCAGUCGCGGUGUUUGGUGGUGCACUGGCAUAUACUCGGGCUGGGUUUGGGAAGAAGAGCGGGAUGGAUCCUAUUCAAGGGUUUAAAUCACUUCGGUUCUUAUUGACGGAUUCGAAAGUUCCUCGAGAUACCAAGAGUCUGGUGGCUGGAGUUGCAGUCAAGAAGGCUCAGGAACCAGAGUUGGUGAAUGGAAUAAUGGAUCUCAUACAAAGCAUCAGCGACGAGGCUCGUCGCGCUCUGGCCGACCCUGAAAUGUCUAGAGAGUCUUUGAUAUCUGCACUAUCCGCCUUGAUAGACGAAAACCACCAACAUUUAGUUUCGCUGGGGGUAUCUCACCCAACCCUAGAGGCUAUUCGUGCCAAAACCGCAUCAAAUCCCUACAAUCUCAGUACUAAACUCACAGGCGCGGGCGGUGGUGGUUGCGCAGUGACGUUGGUGCCUGAUCACUUUACGGACUCCGAUCUCAACGAUCUGAUUGCGGCCCUAUCUUCCGAUAAUUACGACCCUUAUUUCACUUUGGUUGGAGGAAGCGGUCUUGGUAUUCUUUCGCCAUAUAACCAACCUCAAGCUUCAGCUAGAAAACAACUUGCUCCCAUUACCCCGCCCGAGACACCCGGAGAGCAAACAAAUGGUACUGAAGAAGAGGACGCCCUUCCGGAGUCUUUGGGUGCCGCAUUUGAAACAAGCUCUACUACUGAGCUAGGAGAGUGGGCUGACGCUCGUGGAAGGUGGCUGUUCGUGUAACUGCUCCGCGAAACCCAUGGAGUCGUGUAUCGUGUGCUUGUAAUACUAUUGCAUAUGUUACGUACACCAUAUCGUAACAACGUGUGUUAUCAUCAUUACUAUGAAAUUUCUGGCACUGCACUUGCUAGGGCCUUGAGGCAGAGGUCCGGGAUGUUUUAAGGUGCUUAACGACUAUCUCAUCAAUGUAAUGCAUGCAUGCACAGGAUGAUGAAGCUGGACGAG